AUGUUACAAUUGAUAUCAGAAUCAUCGGUGUUCAGUCUCCAUCCAUCAGGAGAAAAAAAAUUUAAACGAGUUGACGUUGAUACCAAUCGUAAUAAAAAGGAUCUCAAGAGUUUCAACAUUAUGAGUAUGAAAUCGUACAAAUGCGACAGAAGAUAUGACAGCGAUACGAUGCUUAUAAAUGUUUCUUGUAGCUUUAAAAUUUAA
Molecule: messenger RNA, 204 nt
Organism: Clunio marinus
Lineage: Eukaryota; Metazoa; Arthropoda; Insecta; Diptera; Chironomidae
Source: the annotation of a GenBank genome assembly